GCUUUGGUUUGUUUCUCUACAUCCCUUCCCUUUCUGUUUUCUUCUUCGCACUCUCGCUCUCUGUAACUACAUGGAUUCACAGUUGAAUAAUAGCAACAGAGAGUAAUUUACUAAAAUCUCUCCCAACGAGUCCUUGUUCCUUGGGAUCAGCCCCAAUCUCAUUUCCAAGACAAGCAGAGAGUAUGGCGGAGGGAGAAGAAGACAUGCCAAGGGAUGCCAAGAUUGUGAAAUCAUUGCUUAAAUCAAUGGGUGUCGAGGAUUAUGAACCUCGUGUUGUGCAUCAGUUUUUGGAGUUGUGGUAUCGUUAUGUUGUUGAUGUGUUGACAGAUGCACAGGUUUAUUCAGAGCAUGCUAACAAAACUGCAAUUGACUGUGAUGAUGUCAAGCUUGCUAUUCAAUCUAAAGUCAAUUUCAGCUUCUCGCAACCCCCACCUAGAGAGGUUUUACUAGAGUUGGCCAGAAAUAGGAACAAAAUCCCGUUGCCUAAGUCAAUAGCUGGGCCUGGUAUCCCUCUUCCACCCGAGCAGGACACGUUGAUCAGUCCAAACUAUCAACUUGCUAUCCCAAAGAAGCGGACGGCCCAGGCAAUAGAAGAGACAGAGGAGGAUGAAGAAAGUGCUGAUCCCAACCAAUCACAAGAACAGAAGACGGAUCCUCCACAGCUUACUCCUCAAAGAGUAUCCUUUCCCCUCACCAAACGUCCCAAGUGAGAAUUAUAUAUACUGCAACGUAGGAUUCCAAGACAUUCUCUUGACCUGAGAAGAAUGAGCCCGUGUGAAAAGGAAUUAAGGACGAACUAUUGGAUCAUUGUAAAAUUGGAGUCUUUAUGUGAAUGCUAUGUGUUUUGGAUUAUUAUGAUCUUACUAGCUAUAGGUUCCAAGUCAUGUCUUCCAUUAGUUGUUCAAGCAGUAUGAAUUCUCCUGAUUCCAGUACAUUCUUUACCCGGCUCAAGUUUGAAAUA
Molecule: messenger RNA, 961 nt
Organism: Populus nigra (black poplar)
Lineage: Eukaryota; Viridiplantae; Streptophyta; Magnoliopsida; Malpighiales; Salicaceae
Product: transcription initiation factor TFIID subunit 9
Exons: 3
Coding region: 183-710 (175 amino acids)
Biological process (GO): RNA polymerase II preinitiation complex assembly; DNA-templated transcription initiation
Cellular component (GO): transcription factor TFIID complex; SAGA complex
Molecular function (GO): RNA polymerase II general transcription initiation factor activity; transcription coactivator activity; protein heterodimerization activity
Source: RefSeq, a predicted model, not a curated record